Messenger RNA from Salpingoeca rosetta, 1711 nucleotides. RefSeq lists its product as uncharacterized. NCBI's taxonomy places the organism in Eukaryota, Choanoflagellata, Craspedida, Salpingoecidae. Bases 119 to 907 code for a protein of 262 amino acids. The transcript has 3 exons. The record is from RefSeq and is a predicted model, not a curated record.
CACAAAGCCACCCUGCCGCUUGCUCGAUACAACUGUUGUCAACACCACACACACACACACACCACCUUCUCCUCCCUCACCCCCUCCCCAACACCUCCGCCUCCAACUUUUCCUCGCGAUGCGACGCACGCACGAGAUUGACUAUGUGUCGUGGGCCGGCGACCUUGCGUACGGCCUGGGCAUCUUCGCCUUUGUGUUUGCGGCCAUUGGCGUGUUCACCCCGGCAUGGGUUGACCACCACAUUGACGUGGAGGACACAAAGGUCACUUUUGGACUGCCAGACAGUGCCCUGCGCAACAAGUCGCGCAUCGUCGGCCGUGGUUUCUUCCAGGCCUACGAGUUCAACGGCUUCGGCGUCGUCACCCUUGUGCCGUACCUCUUGAGUGAUGAUAUGGGUUCCCUGGACCCCUUCUGCGGGCCUCGCAACGUCACUUCCUCGCUCCCCGUGCUGCAGACCAUCAGCGCCAUCGACGACCCCGUCAUCGGCACGCGCGACCGCCGCUACAACUCCGGCGACUGGUGCACGCGACGCGAGACUGCCGCGGCCUUCACCAUUAUCUCCCUCAUCUUUGGCCUGGUUGCCGUCUUCUCCACCGUGGGCGCGCAAAAGGGCUGGUGCAGCCAGACCCCCUACAUUAUCUCCAUCAUUCUCGUGUUUGGAUUUGCCCUCAUUGGUACCAGCAUCAUGGGCGCCUACAUCGAUGAGGAGCAGAGCCGCGUAAACGACCAGGCCAUCCAAGACCGCUUCUUGCCCUUCAAGCAAAGCAUCCGUCCUGGCUACUCAUUCGGCCUCUAUAUCCUGGGCCUGCUCCUGUACGCCGCUGCACUGCUCCUGGCGAUUAUGGAGCGCUGCUGCUGCAACAAGGACGAAGUUGGCGGCGCCGAGAAGCGCGAGAGUGACGCAUGAGUGACGCAUGAGGACGCAUAAGCGAGCAUGGGCGCGUGCUUGUCAGGCAUGACUCGUCGUGCACCCACCUACCAGCUAUGCCUCAACAGUUGGUGCAUCCACUCGUGUCUGUCUCCAUCUGUCUCUCUGAACUUCUCUGUCUGUCUGUCUCUCCUCCGUCGUUUAUCAUCAUGUCAUCCCCCCCUUGUACAGCCAGUGCCAGCAACGUGCGCAGGUGCGCAGGUGCGCGGUGGCGUUCCAUCAACGAACCUUCCUUCCUGCCAACACCCGAGCAAGCGUUUGUUUGGUGCUGCUGUCGCUCACUUCUCUUGCCCUUCUGUAUCCAAACAAUCUGUAUGCGACACGAAUGGUUCCUUUCUUUCUUCCUAAACCCCCCUCCCCCUUUCUGUAUCCAAUCAGCCAGCUUUUUCAGUCGUACCUGUUCUUGUGUCCAACAUACAUGUUUUUGUUGUUGCUGCUUGUGUAUGUUGUGGUGAUGCGACGUGACAUGACAGCAUCCAUAUUGUGCCGUCCAGUGUCCGGUAUACACAGCAAGGUUCUUCUGCAGUCAGUACAUACAACUCUCGUCUGUCUUGUCUGUGCACGCACAUCUGUGUUUGUUCCACUUGAGCAAGCGAGUACAUCUGUGUGUAUGUUGUAUUGCACACCACAGCACCAUGCAUUUGAGUCAGUUCAUCCACCAACCCACAUACAGCGAGUGGCGUGAUGUGCAAGCUUGCGAUGUGGGGCACGCAUGGCAUUUGUCACACACACACACAACAAGAAAGCACGACAGGUGAAGCGAGGCCGAUAGAUACAGCAAUG